Molecule: messenger RNA, 1417 nt
Organism: Equus caballus (horse)
Lineage: Eukaryota; Metazoa; Chordata; Mammalia; Perissodactyla; Equidae
Source: RefSeq, a predicted model, not a curated record
GAGCCCCCCUCCCUCUCUGUUCCAUCCAGGACCAUGGCCCGGCGGGGCGGGGGUGCGAACGCCCACCCCAAUGGAGGAUGGUGGGUCCCGUGAAAGCCCCCAGUGCUUCUGAGCCCUGGCCACCAGCCAGUUCGCUCACAGCUACGGGAUCGGAGUCGCCGCCUGCGCCUACAUGGGCCUCACGGCCGCCCUGGUCAAGAUGGGCCAGCUGGAGGGCUGGGAGGUGUUCGCAGAGCCCAAAGUGUGAGCCCCCGGCCGGGCCCUCACAGCCCCGACUGCGUCUAAAAAUAAAUGCUGUGCGUACCCGCGUGUGCGAGCACCCUUCCCUCCCGCCCUGCUCUUCACCGGGAAGCCGGUCCCCAGGGCUGGGCGACCCGGACACGGCGUGCUGGGAGGGAGCGAGGAACGGGGCAGGAGAUAAGGCCUCGGGGUUUGUUCCCGCCGGGCCACGGCGCCAGCCGGGCCUCAGCAAGGGACAGGGUGUCGAGGACGGGAGCCCGCGGUGGCCUGCCAGCUCGUGGGAGCUGGGCCCGUGGCCCACAGCCCCCCUGCAGGUCGCAGCCAUCCCCUCCCGGGCCUCCCCCCAGAGCCGCCAGCAUGUGGAAAACACGCUCAGGGCCCACGCACGGCCUGGCUCCAAAUUCCUGGGCGUUGGAGCGGGGAGCCCCAGCCGGCCCGGCCCAGGAGCCUCAUCCCCAUCCCACAGGUGGGUGACCGGCCACUGGGCGCCUGCGGGCAGGGGCCAAGCCAGACAGGGGACCCUGGCGGUGACAAGCAGGGAGAGUCGCUGUCUCACCCUCCGCCGCCUGUCAGGCCCCGUGAUUUAGGUGGCCCUGGAAUGCUGGCGCGGCCGCCCCCGGCUCCGCAGAGCUGGCUCGGCGCUUCCUGGCAGCCGGCAAGGAGGGCCCGGCCUGCUCCAACACGCCGCCACGGGCCAUAAAUUAGGGCUCUCCCGCCCACCCUGGGGAGCGGGUGCGCUCGGCGGGGAUGGGGCCUGGCGGGCAGGGGCUGGCCGCUGCAGGUGGCCCGGGGGCUGCCGGAGCGGGGCUCAGCCCCCAUGCACCCUUCUUGGCCGGAUCCAGCCCGACCCUUCCCCUUUGUCCUGCCGAGCGGCCCCCUGGGACGGGACCUGGCUGCAAGGCGGCCUUGGAGCCCUGCCUCCCCUCUGUCUGCCCAGGUAAUAACUCAGCCGGCGCUGGGCGGCCGCGGGGACACGUGCACUGGGCUUUCUGUGCCCUGCACAGCCCUUCCGCUCUCUCCCGGCCCCUGCCCCGUGACCCCCCGAGUGGGCACAGCUGGGGUCACGUCCAGGGUGGGGCCUCCGCCUGAGGGCCAGGAGGGGAGGGGCUCCGGGACCCCAGCCCUGCCCUCAAGCCCCCACACUCGGCUUUCCUGGCUCCCAGCCCUGCCUUCUGCC